This is a messenger RNA of Contarinia nasturtii (swede midge), 952 nucleotides long. RefSeq lists its product as uncharacterized. The coding region runs from base 87 to 743 and encodes 218 amino acids. The record is from RefSeq and is a predicted model, not a curated record. The transcript is spliced from 7 exons. Lineage: Eukaryota; Metazoa; Arthropoda; Insecta; Diptera; Cecidomyiidae.
CGUUGCUUUCGAAAUUAGUUCAAUUCAAAACGUAAAGCGUUCCGAGUUGAAAGUUCCCAACGUUAAAGAAUACGAAUAGUUAAAGAAUGAGGUCGCUCGUUAUUUUGAGUAUUUUAUUAUUGAAUUUGAAUUCGAUUUUGCAGGCGUCAGCAAUGGUUAAUCCAAAUAAGAGUUUGAGUAUUCACCAAAUAGUCAUGCCAUAUGCAACAUUCUUGCCAUCACGCAGUUCGAUUAGUAAAAAGAUUCAUAUAAUCCAAGCCGACGUUCAUCCAGCAAAUAUACACAAAGUAUCAGAAGAAAUUAAAGAAUCGGCAUGGAUGGAGAGAUGUUGUGGUCUGAAUGGUGACUACAAAAUAUUGGUGAAUCAAGUCAAUAACACUGAGUUAAAAUUCAGUUUCAACUGCAUAGAUAUGUCAAAAAAGUUGUAUGAAUUUUGUUACAGUGAUCUUACUGAGACUCUUGAUUACUUAAACGAAAUGUUUGAGGACUUCGAUCGACAUGUCAGAGAACAUUUGUAUCGAUACGAUUAUGAUAUAUACGAAGAAAACAUAAAAGUACUGGUAUCAUAUGGGGAUGAAUUUAAGAAAAUCCAUGAUAGUUUAACAACUUCACAGCAUACAAAACAUUUCAUCGAGAAGAUGUGUGUAGAUAUGUUCACAAAUAUACUAUUGAUGGGAGCUUCACUUGGCCCAAAUGCCCCAAUAAAUUUUUCUGAGAUUUUUUUGAAAGAGGAAACAAACUGAUUCACACAAUAUUAUGUCUUUCCACAAUGCCGAAGGCAACAAGAUCCCGUAAUUGACAAUUUUGAUUGUCGAGUGUUGUAAAUGAAUGCACAUGUGUUUCGAAAGUUAUAAAUAAUGACAUAAGGCCAUUUUCGCAACACGUACACGCAUAAUAUCUGUUUCUCUAAUGACACAAGAAUAAAGAAUAUUACGUUUUGUAUAUCCAUUUA